Messenger RNA from Trichoderma aggressivum f. europaeum, 804 nucleotides. RefSeq lists its product as uncharacterized. The record is from RefSeq and is a predicted model, not a curated record. The transcript is spliced from 3 exons. The coding region runs from base 1 to 804 and encodes 267 amino acids. Lineage: Eukaryota; Fungi; Ascomycota; Sordariomycetes; Hypocreales; Hypocreaceae. Gene Ontology annotation, cellular component: membrane.
AUGUUCAAAACAAAGACCUGGUUCCUGACAGCGCUGGUGUUUGGGUGCUUGUUCGAAUUCAUUGGCUACGCUGCUCGAGCUGCUUCCGCGAGCGAAGAGCCGGGCUGCUGGAAACUGAUGCCGUACAUCAUCCAGAACAUGUUUAUCCUCCUGGGCCCUCCGCUGUUUGCGGCCUCCAUAUACAUGAUUCUAGGAAGAAUAAUCCUAUUAACAGAUGGCGAGAUACAUUCGAUCAUCAAGCAGGGCUGGCUUACGAAAACUUUCGUCCUCGGUGAUCUUUUGUGUUUUCUCUUUCAGUCAGGAGGUGGUGGUCUCAUGGCUGGGAGCCGAGACAACCAAUCCAUGACCAACAUCGGGAACGGCAUAAUCAUCGCUGGGCUUGUAUUGCAGCUCUUGUGGUUCGUCUUUUUCGUCAUCGUUGCUGCAACCUUCCACCGGCGUAUGAUACUAGUACCGACUGUAUGUUCUCUGAAGCCGGAGAUUCGAUGGCAAAGUUACCUCCAUACGCUCUACUUUGUCAGCGCCUUGAUAAUGAUCAGAUCUCUGUACCGCGUUGUGGAAUACGCUCAGGGAAAUUCCGGAUAUUUGAUGACAAGCGAGGUGUUUCUCUAUGUUUUAGACAGUCUGCCUAUGUUUAUCGUGGUUGUUUGGCUACUGUGGAAGCACCCCGGAGAAAUCGGGAUGCUUCUAAAGGGACAGGAACCAUUUACCAGCGGCUUUCAGCUUUACAACUACCGCCGGGAUUCCAAGGUUGCAAGAUAUUGGGCGGACGAGCCCGACUUACAAAGUUCAAACGAGCGAUAG